UAAAAUUCACCACCCAGACCAAGCUCAGACAUUACUGAUGAUCGCAGAUAACAUCGCUGCUAACCGGGCCUUAGCACACGUUUCUUCCAUGCAGGCUCUAAUCGAUGGACAUUUGUGACAUAAAAUGACAGACUACGGCGAAGAGCAAAGGAAUGAACUAGAAGCAAUAGAGUCCAUUUACCCAGACUCAUUUACAGUGCUUUCCGAGAAGCCCACGAGCUUCACCAUCACAGUUACUUCUGAUGCGGGAGGAAAUGAAGAGACGGUGGAGGUGACUCUUAAGUUUACAUAUGUGGAGAAAUAUCCAGAUGAACCCCCUCAUUGGGAGAUCUUCUCACAGGAGAACCUGGAAGAUUCAGACACAGAAGACAUUCUAACACUUUUAAAGCAACAGGCUGAAGAAAACUUGGGAAUGGUUAUGAUCUUCACAUUGGUCACAGCUGUGCAGGAGAAACUCAAUGAAAUAAUUGACCAGCUUAAGAACAGAAGAGAAGAAGAGAAACUAAGAAAAGAAACGGAGGCCGAAGAAGCUGAGAAGCGUGCAUUCCAAGGCACUGUGGUCACAAUUGAGAACUUCUUAUCAUGGAAAGCAAGAUUUGAACAAGAAAUGAUAGAACUAAAGAAGAAAAGGCAGAAAGAAGAGGAGCAGCCAGGAAAGGGAAAACUUACAGGAAAACAGCUCUUUGAGACCGACCAUAAUCUUGACACAUCAGAUAUCCAGUUCCUGGAGGACGUUGGGAAUAGUGUAGAAGUAGAUGAGUCACUGUUUCAAGACAUGGAUGAUUUGGACUUGGAGGAGGAUGACCCUGAUUUCAACCCACUGGAUUUAGGCAGUGAUGAAGACUGAAUUGUGUUAACUCUCCACUUGACAUGACUGAUUUAGAUGCCAAACAGCCUCAUGGAGCAGGACUUCAGCUCACCAGUUCUAAACACAAACUUUUUUCAGUCACUACCAUCUGUGUUGCAGCAUAUUUAUCAAUAACUGUCAAGCCCAGUGUCAUUUGUCACAAUUCAUAUUAUUAAAACACCAUUCUCUUA
This is a messenger RNA of Carassius auratus (goldfish), 1038 nucleotides long. RefSeq names its product RWD domain-containing protein 1-like. The transcript is spliced from 7 exons. NCBI's taxonomy places the organism in Eukaryota, Metazoa, Chordata, Actinopteri, Cypriniformes, Cyprinidae. Gene Ontology annotation, molecular function: protein binding. The coding region runs from base 125 to 847 and encodes 240 amino acids. The record is from RefSeq and is a predicted model, not a curated record.